Physella acuta is the source of this 774-nucleotide messenger RNA. RefSeq names its product acetylcholine-binding protein. Gene Ontology annotation, cellular component: membrane. The record is from RefSeq and is a predicted model, not a curated record. Gene Ontology annotation, biological process: monoatomic ion transmembrane transport. Lineage: Eukaryota; Metazoa; Mollusca; Gastropoda; Physidae. Gene Ontology annotation, molecular function: extracellular ligand-gated monoatomic ion channel activity; transmembrane signaling receptor activity.
AAUUUUUGUACACGAUGGGUAACAUGGUGUUGUUUGUUGCUGGGCUUGUACUCACGGUGUUUGAUUCAUCGGACAGUGCCUGGUCCAGUAUAUCGGACAUUGUAAAUCACAUCCGUAAGACGUCCGACCCUGAUGCCAUACCACGUGACCGACACAGCCCACUGGAGGUGGAAGUCCAGUUCAAUCCGGUGAACAUUCUGGAAGCCGAUCCCAAGACCAAGAGGACGGAACUGAUCGUCUGGCAAGAUAUCCGUUGGAAUGUCCGUUCCCUUGGCUGGGCAGAGCAGGGAAUUUCCGACAUCCAUUCUGUCACUGUUCCUGCCAAAUACCUGUGGUUGCCAGACUUGACUUUCUACAACACCAUCUCCGCCCCUGAACCGUUGGUGCCGCAACUGGUCGUCGUCAACAUUGACGGGGGCGUCCUGUGGGUGCCCAGCCUCAAGCUCACGACCCUGUGUGACGUCACCAGCGGCGUUUCCACCUGCGUCAUCAAGAUGGGGUCGUGGACGUACAGCGAGGAUGACGUCAAGCUGACGGCUAAAACCUACGCGUCAAAUUACGUCACAGAUUCCUUGUAUGAGCUGGUCAGCUCUGAGGUUAACGUGACCAAUAUUGUAUACACGUGCUGUACCCAAGUCUACACACAAGCGGAGUUUAAAAUUCAGUUCCGGAAGAAAACUGGGAAACGAAAUAAAAAGAUGAAAUCGGAACAAACCCGGAAAUAGUAUUGAAUGAAGAUUUAGUCGACUGACCAAAUAAUAUAUAAAAUACAAA